Micromonas pusilla CCMP1545 is the source of this 1704-nucleotide messenger RNA. RefSeq names its product pfkB family carbohydrate kinase. The transcript has 6 exons. Lineage: Eukaryota; Viridiplantae; Chlorophyta; Mamiellophyceae; Mamiellales; Mamiellaceae. The record is from RefSeq and is a predicted model, not a curated record. Gene Ontology annotation, molecular function: kinase activity. Bases 1 to 1704 code for a protein of 567 amino acids.
AUGUUCGCGUCGCGCGCGUCGUCGCCGUCGCCGUCGCCGCCGCCGUCCCUCGCGCGCGCCUCGCCGCGCGCGCGUCGCGCCCGCGCGGCGCCGGCGACGUCGCGGCGCGCGACCGUCGUCCUAAGAUCCGCCGCCUCUUCCUCCUCCGCCUCCUCCGCCUCCGCCGCGUCUCCUCGCGAGAAGAAGAUCGUCGGCGUCGGGUCCGCGGGCGUGGACUACCUCGCGUCCAUCGCGUCGUUCCCCAAGCCCGACGCGAAGCUCCGCACGGACGCGUUCGAGACGCAGGGGGGCGGGAACGCGGGGAACGCGCUCGUCGCGAUGGCGCGACUCGGCGCGGAGGCGCGGUCCCUCGCUUUCAAUCCCCGCCCUCGGCGCCUUUCAACGCCACCCCUGACGCCUUUGAACCUCACCCCGGCGCGCGCGAAGGCGUCCAUCUUGACCAAACUCUCCGACGACGGCGCCGGCGUCGCGAUCCUCGACGAGUUCCGACGCGAGGGCGUCGGGUGCGAGAGCGUCGUCGUCGAGCCAGGGAAGAGCUCGCCGUUCACGUACAUCAUCGUCGACCGCGAGGGGAGCACGCGCACGUGCAUUCACACCCCGGGGCCGGAGUUUCGCGCGGAGGAGAUGCCGGACGACGCCGUCGAGGCGCGUCCCAUCUCGCACUGGUCCCCAUACGACCGCGUCGGCGCGAGACUCAUCGAAGGCGCCGACCUCGUCUACUUCGACGGGCGGCUCACCGAGGUUGCGAUUCGAGUCGCGCGCGCGGCGAACGCGGCCGGCGUGCCCGUGCUCGUCGAAGGCGAGCGGCCGCGCGACGGCCUGGAGACGCUGUUGACGCACGGAGACUACGUGUGCACGAGCACGGAGUACCCGAAAGCGCACGCCGCGGCGGCGAGCGGCGACGGCGAGGAGAAUCUGGAGUUGGAGACGGCGAUGGUGAAGACGUUGGCGUCGCUGCCGCGCGCCAGGGCGCUCGUCACGACGCUCGGCGCGCGCGGGUCGGUGAUGAUUCGCAGGGUGGACGACUGGGGCGGCGGCGCCGGCGAGAAAGAGAGGGAGGGAGACGCGCCGAAGACGACGACGCUGAAGGAGCUGCUGGCCGCGCUCGAGUCAGGCGCGUCCGAAGAUCCGAUCGCGCGCCGUUCCUCCUCGAGGAUGACUCGCGUUCUUUCCUUUCGCGCGCGAGCUCGGAACCUCACGUCGCGCCACGCGGGGAAUUCCAUUCCAUUCCAUUCAAUUCCAUCCACCGAUAUCGCGCCCGCGGACGACGCUGCGGCUGCCGUCGGGCCGUGCGACGUCACUUUCGCGCCCGCGUGCCUCGUGACGAAGUCAGCCGUGGUGGACACCACCGGCGCGGGGGAUUCGUUCAUCGGGUCGAUGUGCUACGGGAUCGCCAACGGGUUCGACUUGACGCGCGCGAUGCGUUUGGGGUCGUACGUCGCCGCGAGGAAGUGCCGCGAGGUGAGCGAGACUGGUCCCCGCGCGACCCCGUUCGCGCGGCGCGCGCCGUUUCUCGAGGAUAACUUUUCUUCCACCUUUUUCUCUUCUCUCGACCACCGACCACACGAUCUCGGCGCGCGUCCGGGGCUGCCGCGCGCGGAGACGAUCCCCGCGGAGCUCAUCGCGGACGAGGACGAGCUCGCCGCGAUGCCGGAGUUCGACGACGACGCGGAGGCCAGGGGCGUGGGCGCCGGAGACGCGUGA